UCAAAAUAAAGCUGACUGAGUGAAGAUGCUACUUAGAUCGCUAAGAUCUAUUUGCAUGACACUAGACUUAGAUCUAAAGCUAGAUCUAGUAACAGAAAAUUAAAAUAACUUAUUCUUAGUUCUAAAGUCAGCCUAGAUCUACUCUAAUCAUACUCUAAUGGCUAAUACUAAUACUACUAAUACUAAUAGUACUGAUACAGAUGAUUUUAAUUUCUUUCAUGAUUUGAGCCCUCCCGAUUCCUAUGAAACCAAGAAGGAUAAAUUAAAUCAAUUUGCGAACACACAUGUUUUGUUAAAGAACCGAAUUGUUUUGGUCACUUCAGGGGGAACAACUGUACCACUUGAAAGUCGCACUGUGCGUUUUAUUGAUAACUUCAGUAUUGGCACCAGAGGAGCUACAUCUGCAGAAUAUUUUCUUAAACAAGGUUAUGCUGUGAUAUUUUUACAUCGUCAGAGGUCAUUGCUACCAUUUUAUCAACGAGUAGAGAAAAAUAUUUUAGAUAUUUUAAUCUUUUCUGAUGAAGAUGAAAAUGAUAUUAAAGUCAGUAGAACACAUGCUAAGAAGUUGGCACCAUUCCUUAAGGAUUACCAAACUUUCAAAGACACAGGCAUGCUAUGUAUGGUUGAGUUUACUACUCUCUCAGACUACCUGUACUUGUUGAGAGCUGCUUGUGAAGCUAUCAGUGUUUGUGGCAAUAAAGGCAUGAUCUAUUUGGCUGCUGCUGUAUCUGAUUUCUAUAUUCCCAAAGGUUUGAUGCCAGAGCACAAAAUCCAGUCUUCAGAUGGUGCCUUACAGUUGUCCCUUGAGAUGACCCCAAAGAUGUUAAAACCACUUGUGAAAGACUGGGUGCCCAAAGCUUUUAUCAUUUCCUUCAAGCUUGAAACCAAUCAUGAAAUACUGAUUGAAAAAGCAAAGAAAGCUCUGGCUACCUACAAUCACCAGAUGGUGAUUGCAAAUUUAUUAGAUACUCGUAAGAAGGAAGUGUACAUUGUAACCAAGGAAACAGAAGAAAGAGUUCAACUUACUGAAGAAGAGUUAGCAGCAGGCAGAGAAAUAGAGCAGCCAAUUAUUGAUAAACUUGUUGCAUAUCACACAGAUUUGCUUCUGUCAUGACUGACUACAGUUUGUUAAUAAAUGACAUUUUUAUAUGACAAACUAACUUAUUUUGUUAAGCUUCAUCAAACUUUGAAUGUGUUCUAUUAUUUGUCUCCAUCUGUGUCAUAUCAUCCACACACAUAUAUAUAUGCCUUUUUUUUUAUCUUGAGAUAAGAAGUAAUAUUCUGAGAGGCUUCAUGGCAAUUCAAUUCUAUCCUAACCAAAUCUACGACCAAUUGAUAACCUUUCUGUCCCAAUGAGUUUCAAGUUUAAUUUUGAGAUUCCAUGCUCAUGUUUUUAGUUUUUUUUUUAGUGAGGUAAUUUUUGCAAUUCUAGUAUAUGUAAUAGUAGUUAAUGAAAAUAUCUAAAACGCAAUUAUUUUUGUUGUUGUUGUUGCUUUGACUUUAUCAUUUACCUACAACAGAUCUAAUUUGUAUAACUUUGUCAGCUUAUGUUAAUUCUUAUAUUAACUAUAGUUUGAAAUAAAUGAGAUUGUCUAAUAAAAUAUGUUAUAGUAUACAAUCAUUCAAUUAUUACCGUGACAAAAUAAAAUGUUAUGUAACCAUU
Messenger RNA from Biomphalaria glabrata, 1663 nucleotides. RefSeq names its product phosphopantothenate--cysteine ligase-like. The transcript is spliced from 7 exons. The record is from RefSeq and is a predicted model, not a curated record. Lineage: Eukaryota; Metazoa; Mollusca; Gastropoda; Planorbidae. Bases 158 to 1114 code for a protein of 318 amino acids. Gene Ontology annotation, biological process: coenzyme A biosynthetic process. Gene Ontology annotation, cellular component: cytoplasm; nucleus. Gene Ontology annotation, molecular function: phosphopantothenate--cysteine ligase activity.